AUGAUUCAGGCGGCUAGGAGACAUUUAUCCACCUCGGUUACUAUUACAGACCCAUUGAUCAAGUACCAGGCCUUGGUUGCCACAGGUGUCUACUCCCCAGAUCCUUCGCAGCAUCGCUUGGCCAAGCACCUCCAGAAGGUCUACGGCCGUCUCAAGGACUACACACCAUCCGCCGAAUACCGACAACGCCUGAAGCAGAUAACAGAAAUCACGUCAAAACCGGAGGAUGAAGAGCCGACUCUUGCUGUGAAGAGCCACCCAAUAUGGAGGAAUCCGUUAUUCAAACGUCUGUUUACAGCACCCGAGGGAAACAACAACUUGGCAUUAAUCAGGGUCCUGACGAAUCAUCAAGCUGCCCUCGAAAUCGACUCACCAAAAGGCCUCUUUCUUGCUGGAGAAGUAGGCCGGGGCAAGAGUCUCUUGAUUGACAUGCUCUACGAAGGUCUACCCACCCAUCGGAAAAAGAGAUGGCACUUCAACACCUUUAUGCUUUAUUCCUUCUCCCAACUCGAAGGAUUCAGGCGAUCUCAUCCACAGCUGAAAGGUGGCGACCAGGAGUAUUCGCUCUUAUGGUUGGCCAAGAAACUUGUCGAGGAAUCGCCGAUUCUGUUCCUCGACGAAUUUCAGCUGCCCGACCGGGCUGCGAGUAAGAUUUUGAGCCAUUUAUUCAUUGCUUUCUUCCAGCUGGGUGGCGUGUUGGUUGCGUCGUCGAAUCGCGUACCAGAGGAACUACAGAAAGCCAUUGGCGUCGAGUAUACUCCUCCGCCAACAGGAGGUUUUGUUAGGAGCUUCUUCACCAGUCAAACGGCUCGCGGGCGGGGUGAGCUCUUUGGACAGUCAAGCGACUUCGCAGCCUUCCUGGAAGUGCUCAAAGCGCGAUGUGACUUUUGGCACAUGGAGGGGGCUACUGAUUGGCGACGUCGUGAAGAGAAACCUACGGACAUUACAAAAGCGCCUCAACCAGUACUUGAGCGCGGCGACCUCGACAACAUUGGGGCUGCAAGCCCCCUCCAAGACGCCGGUAUACUCGGCGAGGUCGAAAAUCAGGAGCAUACUACAGGAUUCGGGAAGCCCGCAAAAUACUUUCUUCCGACGGACGGCGAGGUUGCCUGGCGGGGAAUAUGUACACAACCGAGUGUUGGAGACUGGAGCCCUGCAUCACUGGUAGUCUACGGGCGAACGAUUUUGAUCCCCCAUCAAGGCGAUGGCAGAGUAUACUGGGACUUUGCGAAACUUGUCGAGGCCUUCGGUCCAGCUGACUACAUCACCAUGGCCUCGACUUACCAUACGUUUAUCAUCGACAAUAUUCCCGUCUUGACAGUCCUGCAGAAGAACGAGGCACGUCGUUUUAUCACUCUCCUAGAUGCUUUGUAUGAAGCAAAGUGUAAACUCGUCGUCCGCGCGGCCAGAGGGCCGGACGAACUAUUCUUCCCUGAUACGAGGGCGUUAGGUCGCAAGGACGCGGACGGAAACCCAGUGGUGGACGCCGAUGCUAUCCACAGCGAGACUAUUGCCGAAGUGUAUCAAGAUAGCUCCUCUCCGUUCCGUCCGAACAUAUCCUUCUACGACACGGCUUCGUCGACCUCCAAAUACGAUCCGGACCAAGAUUCCGACUUUGGCUUGAACGAUGCAAAGGAGAAGGCUAAGAAGGUAGACUUUGGCAACACCAGCGCCUUCACUGGCGAGGAUGAAAGGUUUGCAUACAAACGAGCAGCAAGCCGGCUGUGGGAGAUGUGUAGCGCCCAAUGGCACGCCCGGGCAGGAGACUGGUGGCGGCCGCUUCCAGCAGACGCAAGACACUGGGAGAAGGGAGCGCCGUCGACGCCGCUGAGGGUCAAUAUAAAUGAGGCUGCCAGGUCGAGAAAUGAUGCGACCAUGGGCCCCUCUGUGGAGCUUGAAGAACCGGCUGGUCUUCAGGGACUGAGGGUUGAGGCGAUGAAGAACCUGGAGAGAUGGAGGAAAUAG
Verticillium dahliae VdLs.17 is the source of this 1965-nucleotide messenger RNA. RefSeq names its product lactation elevated protein. The transcript has a single exon. Bases 1 to 1965 code for a protein of 654 amino acids. Gene Ontology annotation, cellular component: cytoplasm; mitochondrion. The record is from RefSeq and is a predicted model, not a curated record. NCBI's taxonomy places the organism in Eukaryota, Fungi, Ascomycota, Sordariomycetes, Glomerellales, Plectosphaerellaceae. Gene Ontology annotation, molecular function: ATP hydrolysis activity; ATP binding.